Molecule: messenger RNA, 3652 nt
Organism: Drosophila serrata
Lineage: Eukaryota; Metazoa; Arthropoda; Insecta; Diptera; Drosophilidae
Gene: PIG-O
Product: phosphatidylinositol glycan anchor biosynthesis class O
Biological process (GO): GPI anchor biosynthetic process
Cellular component (GO): endoplasmic reticulum membrane
Molecular function (GO): mannose-ethanolamine phosphotransferase activity
Source: RefSeq, a predicted model, not a curated record
GUUUUGACCUUACGGCUGCUGUCAUUCGUAUUCCUCCAACUUUUUUUUUCCACCCGCCAGCAAAUCUUCGGAAAAAUGAUGAAUUUUAAAUGAAAAGAACGUCUUAGAAGAGCGCAUCGUGAUGCCGGAGAGUUAAUAAGCAGCUCCAAAGUAAAGUGCAAUUAAAUAAUAUAGUUUUAGAUAACGGAAACGGCGGUGCUGACCGGAAGAAGGCGCAGCAGGGGGAGGAGCAUUGUUCUAAAUGCCGAUUUAUUACUCAUUUUUACCAAAACGUAUUUGUGUGUGCCUAGUUAGCUAAGUUAAUUAAUAAAUUAACGCCAGACGAUGAACUUCACGUACUUGUUCGUGCUCAUUUGGCUGGCGCUGCUCAUUAGCGGCGGAGUGCUGUUGUUCUCGCGUGGUUUCCUGCUGGCCCGCGUCUCGAAAACGGAGACGAGUUCAUGCCGGAGAUUGUCCACGAAUCCCAAUGAUGAGUAUUUCCUCACUCCCGAGGUUGUGAACGAGAUCUUCAAGGAUGUCAAUGCCUCCGCCCAUCUGUGUCUUCCGCAAAAGACAAAGGUUAUUGUACUGGUAGUGGAUGCCUUGAAGUACGAAUUUGGCCUGUACAAAGAGAACGUAAAGGAGCCUUUGCCCUAUGAGAACAAACUGGUGGUGCUGCAGGAGCUGCUCGAUCGGAGCCCAGAUCAUGCCAGGCUGAUGAGAUUCCGGGCGGAUCCGCCCACCACAACGAUGCAGCGCCUGAAAGGUCUGACCACUGGUAGCCUGCCCACCUUUAUAGACAUCGGGUCGAACUUUGCCUCGCCGGAGAUUAACGAGGAUAAUGUCAUUGACCAGAUUGUAAAGAGCGAUCUGCCGCUGGUCUUUCUGGGCGACAGCACCUGGACGGAUUUGUAUCCGCGACGCUUUAAACGCGCCUACUCCUAUCCCAGUUUCGAUAUCUUUGAUUUGGAUAGUGUGGACAAUCAGAUAAUGAAGCAUUUGCCCAAGGAGCUGGCUAGCGAUGAUUGGCAAGUGCUGGUGGCCCACUUUCUGGGCGUCGAUCACUGCGGACACAAGCAUGGACCCUUGCACGAGGAAAUGGCGCGCAAACUGGGCGAAAUGAACGAGGUGAUAAGAUCCGUGGUGGACGCCAUGGACAACGAGACCACUCUGCUGGUGAUGGGUGACCACGGAAUGACGGCAUCUGGAGACCACGGAGGCGACACCGAUGACGAAACCAAUGCCCUACUGUUUGCCUACUCCAAGCAGCACAGAUUCUACGGCAAUGAUACGGGUUCAGAUAGCGAAAUGCUGCAGCAGAUUGAUCUAGUGCCCACAUUGGCCACCAUUCUCGGCGUCCCCAUACCCUACUCGAAUCUGGGCCUGAUCAACUUCAACAUUAUUCCGGAGAUCCCGGUGCCGCACUUGAACAGGUUUCAGACCCUGCUCCUUCAUGUCUGGCAGAAUGCCCAGCAGAUCUAUCGCUACUUCUUCCAGUACGCCCUGGAGAACAAGCGUACCUUCAAUGUGGAUGAGAUGGACCGUCUGGAGACCGAGUUUAUACUGUUAACCCAUCGAGUGCAGACCAUAUACAAUGAGGCAGCCUUUAAAUCGUUUGUGCGAGAUCUGAACAUACAUCUACGCGACAUACUGAGUACUUGCCGCGAGAUCUGGGUAAGGUUUGAGCCCACGCAAAUGAUGCACGGGCUGCUCUUCAGCUUCCUGCCCGUAUUCUUCAUUUUUCUACUGGUCAACAACUCGCGCCCAGCGGACUAUGUACGCAUCUUCAAGGCCAAGGAAGUGUUCUACACGUACCUGAUAAACCUGGCAGCUGGAGUGUUUGGUUACCGCUACUACAAGAACUUUUCGUUCAAGACGGAGGAGCACGGCGUAAUCUUCUUCACGGCGCUUGCCAGUGCUGUUAUCCUUGCCUUCCAUACGCUGCGUCACUGGGCCAGCCUUGUCGAGAACUGGGCUGCUGUCAAGCGAUUUGGAAACAUGCCCACUCGUCUGCUUCUCUUCGGCUCCAUGGCUGUGUUCUUUUCGAAUAGCUUCGUCAUCCAGGAGGCCAAGAUGCUGUCGUAUUUGCUGGCGGGAUCCAUUCUUGUGCUUAGCCAUGAACUCCUGCGAUUGAGCACGCGGUUCGAGUUUAGGAGCAAAAUAAAGGUCUCCCAGUUGCUGCGCUCGACUGCCUUCAGGCUGAUCCUGGCCAGCGUCUUGGCGAUAUGCUUCAUUCGCUUCGCAUACACAUUGUUCCGUUGCCGCGAGGAGCAGGGCAACUGCACGGAUUUUGCCACCAGCGGCGGACCUGGAUUCUCGCUCAAAAAGCCCGGCACCGGCAAGUCCUACAUCCUGGCCGUAUUCAUGAUUGUGGUGUAUACAACACUCACGCGGUUGUACCUCCGAUCCUGCGGAAAUCUUACGGGGAACUCAGCUAAUGUCCUAUUGGCUCGCUACGGACCUACGGUAGCCUCCAUCUGCGCCGGCGGUCACGUGCUGCUUGCCCAGAGCUCCAUCAAAAAUAUCCAGCGUUCCCAUAUUGAUGCUAUGGCUCUAGUGAUCUACGGUCUGCUCCUGCUGCAGAUCAUAGUGGUCUCAGUGGCUCCGCUGAUGACCUUUGUGCUGCCCCCAAGGACUGGCAAUACGGUGACGAUCAACGGAAACGAGAGCAUUGUACCGGAGAUCUUCAGGAAGAUGAAGCGCAUGUACGAAGGCGACGACGUUGACUUGGAGCGUCGAAAUGCCAUCCCAGUGGUGUACGGCUUGGCCACCGUCUACUCCUCCAUUGUCAUUGCGUUUGGUGUGUUCCUGGCCCUGGUGAUGAUCGUCCUCCUGGAACCACGUGCCUCCAUCGGUCUAGUGCUAUGUGUGGCCGUCUCCGCUAUCCUGCUUAGUGUGCAUGGCAUUCUGCGCUAUCGCACUGCCACUAGCUUUGAGAGCUGCGUGCAACCCACUUUUACGGCCCUCGUGGGCUGGUUCCUGCUGGCCCACUUCUGCUUCUUCGCCACCUCGCACCAGACGACACUGUCGCAGAUUGAGUGGCGCGCCGCCUUCGUGGGUCGCACCACUGGCCUGGGACAGUCCAAUAUAAUAUCCGGUUGCCUGGUGAUCCUGAACACCUUUUGCGGUCCCAUCUUCUUCUUUUGCAUGUACUCCUUGCUGAGCACGGAGACCUUUUCACUGUUUGCCCUGUUUCCCAACCUAAUCCGAAGCUGCAGAAAUAAUGCUGGCAAGGCAGAUGCGACGGCAACCUUGUCGGAUUUGGCCAACGAGGCCGUAGGCUUUGAUAUGACGAGGGGUGAACUGACACUGUAUGAGUAUGAGGAUGUGUUCCUGGGCGCUAAUUUUAAGCUGGCCGCGCAGUUCUUUAUGCUGCAGGGACUGAAGAUCUUUUGUGCAAUGCUCGCCUGCACCAUCCACUGCCGCCACCUGAUGGUUUGGAAGAUAUUUGCGCCACGCUUCAUCUAUGAGGCCCUGGCCACCUUUGUCAGCCUGCCGGCCCUGAUUGUGGGCUACCUACUCCUGCUUCGCAUCCACCGCGCCGUGGACACUCUGAUAAAGCGCAUCAACAAGACCAAGGUUCACUAGUCAGUCCGAGUCUCAUCCCGAAAUGCAACACUAUUUAUUUAAUAAAAUAAAACCAACUGCUUCUGGUGGUCUUGUAGUUUUUUAA